Molecule: messenger RNA, 5518 nt
Organism: Poecilia latipinna (sailfin molly)
Lineage: Eukaryota; Metazoa; Chordata; Actinopteri; Cyprinodontiformes; Poeciliidae
Product: macrophage mannose receptor 1-like
Exons: 33
Coding region: 227-4648 (1473 amino acids)
Source: RefSeq, a predicted model, not a curated record
GCUAUGUGCUAGCAGCUAUGGCUAUAUAUCCUCAAGUUCGGUCCGAGACAUCCAGGCGGGAUUUCAUCGACAGAUGAAAAUGUCCGCGUUUUAUCGUUCUUUUGGGGACGAAUAUUUUAGCUUAUCUAAAAUAACUGGCGCGACGCAUGGAACAUGACAGCCUUUCUCCAACCGGAGCUGCUGCCUGGUGGCUGGUUCGGCGCGAACGGCGGGGAAAGUGCGCGGGAUGAUGUCUUCUGCUAUGGGACUUAGAAGAAUGUCACCUCUAAGGAUUGCACUUGCAGCCCUUGUGCUCCUCGUGCUAGCAUUGCAGGGAUCGACAACAUUAACAAACGAUUCCCCAUUUAUUCUGAUGAACAAGGCCACUGGGUUUUGUUUGGCCAAAAGAGGUACUCGCUGCACUGAAAUUCGCUGGACAACCAGUAACCGGCUUUUUGUGGUUUCGACCAAGAAAUGUCUGGGUGCUCAGGGCAAAAGUGUGGGGAGUGAGGUGAGCCAGUACGACUGCGACGAAAACAGUGACCUACAGAAGUGGGACUGCCAAAACGGAACCCUGCUUACUCUGAAAGAUCAGCCGUUCUACAUUGAAGUCAAAACAGAUGAAUCAGUCGUUCUGUCCAAAACUGUUGGGCCGAACAACCACCUGACCAUUGCAGGGACAUCUAGUGGUGCCUGUACAAGAACACACAGAGAAUAUUACACAAUUGGAGGGAAUUCGUUUGGCAAAAUCUGCAUGUUUCCCUUCAUGUACAAGGACCGAUGGUUUGGUGACUGCACCACUUAUGACUCCAAAACGAAGCGCAGCUGGUGUGCAACUGAAACCAAAUAUCAGCAUGAACAGUGGGGAUACUGCCCAUCGUCUUCCACAGAACACUGGAACAGAAACAUUGUUACAGGAGCUUAUUACCAGGUGAACAUGCAGUCAGCUCUGACCUGGGCUCAGGCUGACGCCAGCUGCAAACAGCAGGCUGCGUUUCUGGUUAGCAUUGUUGAUCCGAUCGAGAAAGCCUUCAUCACAGGACUAACAGGAACAGGAAGAAACAAGCUUUGGAUUGGAUUGAGUUUGGGCACAGAACAUGGCUGGCAGUGGACCGACGGAAAGCCCUUCCGGUACAUGAAGUGGGAUGCCGGGCACCCACUUCCUAACCCUGGACACAACUGUGCGCUUCUUGACACUGCUGGCCAGUUCUCGUGGCAAAGUUCCACUUGCACAAAGAAACUUGGCUACAUCUGCUAUAAAGGAGGAACCCCGCCAGCUCCACCACGAUUUGAAGACGGACUUUGCCCAGAUCACUGGAUCCCUUACAAUGGACACUGUUUUUACCUUCAGCGCACCCCAAAGUCAUGGUCCAGUGCUCUGACAGAGUGUCGCAAAGAGGGAAGUGAACUCGUGAACAUACGCAACAUUGAGGACCAAAGCUUCGUCAUCUCUCAGCUUGGAUAUGCAUCUACUGAUGAGCUUUGGAUAGGACUGAAUGACAGAACCACUGAAGGGUUGUUUGACUGGAGUGACCACACGACCGUCACCUUCACCAGCUGGGAGCCUGAAGAACCCACAGUGUCCACUGAUGAAGAAGACUGCGUUCUCAUGAAAGGAGAGAAUGGAAAUUGGGCGGACCGAUCCUGCGAUGAAAAGCACGGAUAUAUUUGUAUGAAGCAAAGUGCCACUGACGGAACUGGAGAUGUAAUAGAGUUACAUUUGGAUGCCGGCUGCAAAAUUGGCUGGAGAAGACAUGGCUCUUUUUGUUACUUUGUGGGCACUGAGACCAAAACCUUUGAUGAAGCUAAAGAAGACUGCCAGAGCUCAGCUUCCUACUUAGCUGAUGUCUCAAAUGGGGUGGAUAAUGCCUUCCUUGUGAGUCUGGUGGGACUGAGACCGGAGAAACACUUCUGGAUCGGUCUCUCUAAUCAGAAUAACCUUGAUAUCUUUUCCUGGACCAAUACAGAGUUUGUGAGAUUUACUCACUGGAAUUCUGGAAUGCCAGGUAACCAACAAGGUUGUGUUGCUAUGGCGACUGGGGUUUUGGCUGGACUCUGGGACAUACUGCCCUGCACCAACAAGGAGAAAUACAUCUGCAAAUGCAUGGCAGAGGGGGUAGUUUCAACGGUACCGCCCCAAACUCAAACUCCUCCCCAGUGUCCAGACGGUUGGAAUCGAGUGGGGACAAGAAGUGUUUGUGCGAAGUUUUUCACAGGACCACGUUCAGAGGAGAAGACCUGGUUUGAAGCCAGAGAUUACUGCAGGGCGAUAGGAGGAGACCUGUUAAGCAUCCACAGCUCUUCUGAACUAAUGGUUGCAAGGGAACCAUACCUAACCAUACCUUAUUUGCCUGAUGUGAUGCUUGGAUCAAGACUGUCUCACUUUCAUGUGAUGUCCUCCCUUUCCCAAGCUGCUGCCUACAGAGGUGGCAAAGCUUGGAUUGGACUUCACUUUGAAAAUCCAAACGGUUAUGUAUGGACUGAUGGAAGUGCGUUGAACUUCCAGCACUGGCAGGAAGGAGAACCAAACAACUUCAACAAUGAUGAAAGCUGUACUGAAUUUGUGAUGUAUAACUGGGACGAGCAAGGCUCCUGGAAUGAUCUGAACUGUGAAAGCUACAAUGACUGGUUGUGUCAGAUUCAAGCAGGAGCAACUCUAAAACCACCUCCCAACAAUACAGCAGCAGAAUUUAAUACCACAUCUGACGGUUGGCUUAUAUGGAAAGGGAGACAAUAUUACCUGAACAGAAUGGCUAAAUCUAUGGAAGAGGCUCGUGACUUCUGCAAAAGGAGACAUGGCGACUUGGUAGUAAUCAACAAUAAAGAGGAAAACAUUUUCUUAUGGAAACAGAUUUCAAGAAGCUAUGGAUCGUGGUACAUAGGCUUAUCAGUGGAUCUUGAUGGCUCAUUUUGGUGGUUGGAUGAUACUCCGGUGUCUUAUCAAAGAUGGGAUGAAAAUCAGCCGAAUUCCAAUGCCUUUGAUGAGAACUGUGUUAUGAUGGGGCAUCAUAUGGGGUAUUGGCGUACUUCUAACUGCGGAAGAGAGGCUCAGUCCAUCUGUGAAAGAUCAAACUCACCACCUGUCAACACCACUGCAGCCCCAACAGUAUCUCUCGUAGGUGGAUGUAUGGCUACAUGGAAAAAAUUUGGUUCAAAGUGUUACAAAAUAGUGAGUGACCGCAAGGUGACUUGGGAAGAUGCAAGAACUCAGUGCGCCAAUUUUGAUGCCAAAUUAGUUUCCAUUCCUACACGACAAGUUCAAGCAUUCUUGAUCACCAAAAUGCUUACUGCAGCAAAUACGGAUCUAUGGAUAGGUUUAAACAGUUUAAGUCAAGAUGGAUUUUUCUGGAGUGAUGGAAAAACACGGCAAUACACCAACUGGGGUUAUUCUAAAAAUCAGAGACGUCCCGGAUCAUUUUAUCAAAGAUGGAAUGAGGAGGAGUGCGUGCUGAUGUCCAGCAGUUCAGCUUUCGGGAUUGGUAAAUGGUUGAUAAAGUCAUGCAAUGACACAAACGGAUUUAUUUGUCAUAAAGAUCUCAAUACGGCUAUCAAAGAUAACUCGGAUCCAAUCAGUCCUACCACUUAUGAGAGUCUGGGAAACGACAGCAUCAAGGCUGUGACUCAAAAUCUGACAUGGGCCGAAGCCAAGAAAUCGUGUGAAAAUGAUAAGGCCAACCUGGCUAGCCUGCGAACCGAGUGGACAAAUGCCUAUGUUGAAUUACUGGCUUUGACUCUCAAAACUCCUCUGUGGAUUGGACUUAACAAAGAUGAGACAAAAGGUUAUUUUAGGUUUAUUGAUGGCUGGCACUUGAGCACCACCAACUGGGCCGAAUUUGAACCAAGCAGGAAUAAACCGUGUGUGUAUAUCGAUGUGGAUGGAAAAUGGCGGACAGCUUUCUGCAACCAGACUAUGAACAGUGUCUGUAUGAUGUCAACAGACGUUCCCCCUACAGAGUCCGCUGUAUUUCCUGGACGCUGCCCUGAAGAUACCAAUGUGGAGUACCAGGAUAGUUACACCUGGUUGCCAUACAAAGGCAACUGUUAUCUGUUUGUCACAGAUGAAAUUGAAUGGGCAGAUGCAGCUAGCAGUUGUGUAAGACAUGGUGGUGUCCUGACAAGUAUUGAAGAUCCCAUGGAGCAAGCAUUUCUCCAUAGCAACAUACAAGUAUUUCAAGACAGCCACAUCUCUUUUUGGGUUGGUCUAUUUAAGACUCACAGAGGGUCGUGGGCAUGGCUUGAUAAAACUCUCCUUGACUAUGUCAACUGGGGUGAAGAUGAACCGGAUUCUGAUUUUGGAGCCAUAACAACUAAAGAUGGGACAUGGAGUUCAGGGCGCAGAUGGCACGACAGAUCGUACAUCUGUAAAACACCCAAAGUUAUGUUGACAGAUGCAGGUCAAAAACCGAACCCUCAACACCGAGACGAUCCACACAGUCGUGUCCACACAAGUUUGGUGGUCGCGAUGCUUAUUGCCAUCAUCUCGAUAAUGACUCUUUUCGCUUUCUUGCUCUACAAGAGAUCCCCUCGUCCCUUCCCCACCUUCGACAAUCCACUGUACUUCAAUGGCGAAAAAUCUCAGCCUGAUGUGGUCGACACCAAUAAAUUGAUCGAGAAUGCUGAAGUCUCCGAAAUCUCCCCAGAAAAUCCAGAGCCCAUUUUAAUUCUGUGAUUUAGGAGUUUGCAGAAGUCGAAGUUGUGCAAACUAGUCUGAGAUUAAUUUUACUGUAAACACAACCAUGCUUCAGUAUUUUUGUUUUUAAUGCAAACAAUAAAUAUUCAGUAAUUUAACAAUAACUGUAUUUGUUCUUUCUCUACCCAUGGCAGAUUGUAUAUAUAAUGGCUACAUGUGAAGCUCAUUUUCUAGAUGCUGUUUAUUGCUUUUACUGUUUGAAUGUAAAAUGGACACAGCCUGUCAAUGUUAAAAAAAGACAUUAAAUCUUUCACAAUAAUAUACUGUUCAUUUUUUUAUUACAUUUCCUCAUCUGUUCAGGAUUGAACAAUGUCAGCUCUGUAGUUAUUGAUUUCUUUGAACAAACUCUGCAUAAAGAUAAAGAAAGGAGGGAGAAUGUUUCUUUCUACUGUAAUCAUGUUAGAGGAAGUCAUAAAAACUUUCCCUUGGCACAUUUAUAUAUGACAGCUCUUAAUUUAGUACAACAUAUUUUCAUCAGAAAAGACAUUUCCUGUCAAAUUCUGUCGAAAGAAAUCACAUUUAGACUGAGCUUAGUGGCACUGCUUAUAUGUUAAAAUUUUUAAAUGCAUAUCUUUAAAGUACAUUAAGUGUAUUUGUACUAAAUGGAUCCAUACUGUAUGUUUCAUGAUGACUGUACUCCAAGGUAGCAGAAUAGUGCUUAGUGCCAAUAUAAAGCAAAGAUGUCUGUAUAAGAACACAAGAGCUACUACAGACACAAACCCAAGGAACGUUUCUGAAUUUUGGUUUGAAAUACGAUCCUUUAUUGUUAAAAGAUAACACCGCAUAUUUGCUCCCCUGCAUGUUUACAGUCAGUUUAUUCCUCUGCUGAAAAUAAAUGUACUUGAAAGU